AGCCGGUGGAAUGCCAGGUCAGCAGCCAGGCGGACAACCCGGUGGCCCUGGAAUGGUUGGCGGGAUGCGAAGUAUGCCGUUGGGCGCCAAUCAACCUCAAGGAGCUGUUCGGAUGAUGAUUCCUCCGAAUCAGAUGAUGAACAAUGUCCUUCCCAAUGCCACUAGCGAUGCUUCCAAUGUUGGUCCAGGGGGUGGCCUUCCUGUGACUAGUCAAGCUCCAGGUGGAUCAAACCAAAGUAACCAAGUCAGUCAAAUGGCUGCCGUCCUCCAGCAACAACAGCAGCAGCAACAGCAACAACAAUCUAAUGCUCAACUACAACAGCAACAACAAGGGCAAAAUCAAUCUCAAAAUAUCAUUCCAUUGCAAGGUAAUGUUCUGUUCAAUCAGGACGGCCAAGGUCCCGUUCAGCAACAGCAACAACAACAGCAGCAACCCGGCGGAGCCAAUGCCGGUGGUCCUGGUGGCCCUGGUGGCAACUUCCCGGCCAACCAGAUGCUUGCCGCUCCAGUGCAGGGUACCAAAGAUUGGCACCAUUCCGUAACGCCUGAUCUCCGGAAUCAUCUCGUCCAUAAGCUAGUUCAAGCCAUCUUCCCGUCACCGGAUCCGUCGACCAUGUUCGACAAGCGAAUGUACAACCUGGUGGCGUACGCGAAGAAAGUCGAAGGCGAUAUGUACGAAAUGGCCAAUUCACGGUCGGAAUACUAUCACCUGCUGGCAGAGAAGAUCUACAAAAUUCAGAAGGAGCUGGAAGAGAAACGACAGAAACGAAAAGAACAGCAAAUGCAGCAACAGCAGAGGCAAGCCCAAGAACAGCAACAACAGCUCCAGCAACCCGGCGGAAAUGCCCAGAUCCGGCCGAUGAACCCCAAUCAACAAGGUCCAGGAAUGAUUGGUCCGAACAUGGGCGCCAACAAUGUGAUGCAGAUGCCCCGGCAGGUUGGGCCGAACAUGCUGAAUCAGAACAACAUGAUGCAGCAGAAUCGUAUGCAACUGAACGCUGGACAACAACCUCAACAGCAGCUGUUUGUCUCUCAACCGGGACCGAGUCCAAACAGUAUGGGACAACAGCAACAAACGGUGCUCCCAGGUGGUCUGUCGCCGUUUACCUCUCAACAGCAGCAGGUCAUGAACAAUCAUCCUCCAGGAAUGACGCCACCUUCAUCGCAGCAGAACGCCUCCCAAUUUAUGAACGGUCCUUCGAUAGCCGACAGUUCACCAAGUGGGUUGCAGCAGUUCAACGACAUCAUGAAGGCGAAGUAUGCAAAUGCCGGACAAGGAGCGAUAGCAGUAGCGAACGCUCAGAAUACUUCCAUGCCUGGAUCUACCGGAGGAAUGAAUCAAACCGUCACACCUUCCCUCCCAUCACCAUUCGGAAGCAGUGGGUCAGCGAACUCCAUGCAACCGAACAACACCUUCAACGGCAGUCAAAUGUUGAACAGUAAUUGUGCAAGCAGUACGCAGCAACAACGGAAUAGCCUAGGUCAAAUGCCGGCCACCCCAACCAGCGGUGGAGAUCUCCUGAACUCUUCCGGAAAUAGUGUUCCCAUUCCGUCACCUUCACCAAGCUUAACCCCAAAUGGACCGAUUCCGCCACCGCCGGUUAGCACUCCCAAUACACCAAAUGUAUCGGCUCUGUUGACUUCCGCGCCAGAACCGACUCCUCCACCUCCAAUCUCGUCACCAAUUCCGAUCUCGACGCCACCUGCCCUGGGCGCCUUAUCCAACAGUAGUAGUAGUAGUAUGCCGGCAACAACCUCAGCCGCUCCAAUAACCAGCACGGCGUCCAGCGGGCCUACGACAACGACGACCGCUUCCUCUGGAGGCACUACCAGCACAACGCCUUCGUCAUCCAUCCCGCCCUCGUCCACCAGCACUACCACCACCGCCAGCAGUACCAUAAACCGUUCCUCAUCGUCAUCCCUGAGUUCACAGAUGGCCGCUUUAGAAGCGGCAGCUCGUGACCAGGACGAGGACUCCCAAUCGGGCUCCGGCGGGCCGAACACCUCCGCCAACGAGUCCAGCGCCAAGGGUGGCAAGCUGGAACUGAAGCAGGAAUCGGACAUCAAAUCCGAACCGGACACCAACCACAUGGACACGUCCGACAGUGGGUCCGGUGCGGGCGCCGGUGGAGGCAAAAGCGUCAACAACGACAACUGCCCCAGCAUCAAGCAGGAAAUUAAGACUGAACCCAUGGAUACGAGCGAAAGCCAGGAUGGGACCGAGAAGAGCAACAGCAAACUGGACGUGGUCAAGUGCAAGGAGGAACCGAUGUCGCCAUCGAGCGGGAGUGCCGCCACCGUCAAUGCCGUCGUCAAAAGCGAACCGAAAGUCUUUCCCGAACCGAUCCAGUCGGAUCCGGCCGACAGCAAGAAGAAGUGCUCCUUCAAACCGGAAGAACUGCGGGAAGCGUUGCUUCCUACGUUGGAAAAGUUGGUUGCACAGGAACCGGAAUCGAUUCCCUUCCGAAUGCCGGUGGAUCCGACGACGUUGGGUAUUCCGGAUUACUUCGACAUCGUGCGCAAGCCCAUGGAUUUGAGCACGAUCCAGAAGAAGCUGGACUCGGGCCAGUAUUCCGACCCGUGGGAGUACGUGGACGACGUGUGGCUCAUGUUCGACAACGCGUGGCUGUACAACCGGAAGACGUCCCGCGUCUACCGGUACUGCACGAAGCUGUCGGAAGUGUUCGAGCAAGAAAUUGAUCCGGUGAUGCAAUCGCUGGGAUAUUGCUGUGGUCGGAAGUACACCUUUAAUCCCCAGGUGCUGUGCUGCUACGGUAAGCAGCUGUGCACGAUCCCACGGGAUGCCAAAUACUACAGCUACCAGAACCGAUCUUUUGGACAACUAUCUACCAGAUAUACGUACUGCCAGAAGUGUUUCAACGACAUCCCAGGCGACAUGGUAACCCUCGGAGACGAUCCGAUGCAGACCCAAACCCAAAUCAAGAAGGAUCAGUUCAAGGAGAUGAAAAACGACCACCUAGAGCUGGAACCGUUUGUCGUGUGUUUGGACUGCGGCCGGAAGCAGCAUCAAAUAUGUGUCCUCUAUCUGGAUACCAUCUGGCCGGGUGGUUUCGUGUGCGACAACUGCCUCAAGAAGAAGGGCUCCAAGCGGAAAGACAACAAGUUCAACGCCAAGCGGUUACCCACGUCCAAGCUGGGCACCUACAUCGAAACGCGGGUCAACAAUUUCCUCAAGAAGAAGGAAGCCGGCGCCGGCGAGGUGCACAUCCGAGUCGUGUCCAGCUCGGACAAGAUCGUCGAGGUCAAACCGGGCAUGCGAAGUAGAUUCGUGGAAAACGGCGAAAUGCUUCCGGAGUUUCCGUACCGGGCGAAGGCCCUGUUCGCCUUCGAAGAAGUGGACGGCAUCGACGUGUGCUUCUUCGGUAUGCAUGUCCAAGAAUACGGCUCGGAAUGUGCGGCACCCAACACGAGGCGAGUCUACAUCGCCUAUCUGGACUCCGUUCACUUCUUCCGGCCGCGACAGUACCGUACUUCAGUCUACCACGAGAUCCUGCUGGGCUACAUGGACUACGCCAAACAGCUCGGUUACACGAUGGCCCACAUCUGGGCCUGUCCACCGUCCGAAGGCGACGACUACAUUUUCCACUGUCAUCCACCGGAGCAGCGAAUCCCCAAGCCGAAGCGCCUCCAGGAAUGGUACAAGAAGAUGCUCGACAAGGGCAUGGUCGAACGGACCAUCCAGGACUACAAGGACAUUCUCAAGCAGGCCAUGGAGGACAAACUGCAGUCCGCGUCGGAGCUGCCGUACUUUGAGGGUGAUUUCUGGCCCAACGUACUCGAAGAAAGCAUCAAGGAGCUCGACCAGGAGGAGGAAGAGAAGCGCAAGCAGGCGGAACGCGAGGAAGCAGCUGCCAACAUCAUGUCCAUGAACGACGACAGCGACACCGGAGCGGACGGCAAGAAGAAGGGCGGCCAGAAGAAGGCCAAAAAGUCGAACAAAUCGAAGGCGGCCCAGCGGAAGAACAACAAGAAGAGCAACGACCAGAACGGGAACGAUCUGAGCGCGAAGAUCUUCGCCACCAUGGAGAAGCACAAGGAGGUGUUCUUCGUGAUUCGGUUGCACUCGGCGCAGUCGGCUGCCAGCUUGGCGCCCAUUCAAGAUCCGGAUCCGCUCAUCAACUGUGACCUGAUGGACGGUCGCGAUGCAUUCCUCACGAUGGCCCGCGACAAGCACUUUGAGUUCUCCUCGCUGCGCCGCGCCCAGUUCAGUACACUGUGCAUGCUGUACGAACUGCACAACCAGGGCCAGGACAAGUUUGUCUACACGUGCAACAACUGCAAGAAUCACGUCGAGACGCGCUACCAUUGCACCGUGUGCGACGACUUCGAUCUGUGCCUCACGUGCAAGGAGAAGAUUGGCCAUCCGCACAAGAUGGAGAAGCUUGGAUUCGACCUGGACGACGGUUCGUCCCCGACGGACAUCAAGCAGACGAAUCCGCAGGAAGCGCGCAAACAGUCCAUCCAGCGGUGCAUCCAAUCGUUGGUCCAUGCGUGCCAGUGCCGAGACGCGAACUGCCGUCUGCCAAGCUGUCAGAAGAUGAAGCGGGUGGUCCAGCAUACGAAGCACUGCAAGCGGAAGACCCACGGCGGUUGUCCGAUUUGCAAGCAGCUCAUUGCGCUGUGCUGCUACCAUGCCAAGCACUGCCAGGAGGCCAAGUGCCUGGUGCCUUUCUGCCCGAACAUCAAGCACAAGCUGAAGCAGCAACAGCUACAGCAAAGGCUACAACAGCAACAACUAUUACGACGCCGAAUGGCCGUUAUGAACACAACUCGAGUAGGAGCUCCAUCGCAACCGUUGGUGUCAAGUGGGCCCAGCUCACUACCCGGAACCAGUGGGCCGCCCAGUGCAGGAGCCGGUGGCAUGAGUCCUGUGGGGCCGAACGGAAUGGGUGGUGCCGGUGCGGGUGGAAUGGGACCCAGCGGAAUGACCGGUGGUCCCGGCAGUGUCGGAUCGGUAGGAUCCGCUGGUGCAGGCGCCGGCGGAGGUAUGGUUGGUCCGGGCAGCGUCGGUCCCGUCGGAACACCCGGUGGAAUGAGUCCAUCGGCGGCGCCAAGUCCUGUGUCGCAAAUCGGCGGUCUGGGCAGCCCGCAUCCGCCGGGCAUGGCUAUGAAACCGGAAGCUCAACCCCCGCCGAAUGUGAUGCAGGCGUUGAAACAGGUUCAGGAAGAAGCGGCUCGUCAGCAGGCACCGCACGCCAGCUUCGGCAAAGUGAAUCCGGGUGGCAGUCAAAUGCCGCCACCGGUGAUGCAGCGGGCGAUGGGUGCCGGCGGUCACAUGGGCGGAGUUGGUGGCGUUGCCGGUGUGGCCGGAAUGGGUGUACCGAACCAGCAGCAGCCGGGAGUCGUGGGCGGAGUGCCGAUGGGAGCCGGUGGUCCAGUAGUGGGAGCUGGUGGCCAAAACGUGAUGUCCCAGAUGGACCAGUGGGGUAACCCACGGUAUCCGAACGCAGGCGGACAGCAGAAUCCUCCGGGCAUGCGACCGAAUCUGCCCGGCAUGAUGCAGAGCCAACAGCAGCCGCAGCAACCGAAUCCAAUGCAGGGUGGCAUGAUGGGUGCUGGCGUGGGUGGUAACCAAAUGAUGGGCGGAAUGCGACCAGGACCGGGCGGUGUCUGUAUACAGGGCCCCGGUGGAAUGGUUGCCAAUCCGCAGCAGGUGGGACAACAGCAGGGUCAACCUUCGCAGCUUCCGACGAAUCAACCGAAGGCGGCCAUAGCUCAGUUGAUGGCUACGCUCAAGAACCCCCAGGCCGGACCGGAACAGCAGCAACAGUUGCUAUCGAUCCUGAAAGCCAACCCGCAACUGAUGGCGGCGUUCAUCAAGCAGCGGCAGCAAAUGGCCCAGAACCAACAGAACCAGAACCAGGGUGGAAUGCCCCAACAACAACAGCAGCAGCAACAACAGCAGCAACCUCACAAUGUGAUGCAACAUGCGGGUGCCGGUGGAGUCCAAGGCCAACAGCAGGGUGGCCCUGGCCAAGGACCCGGUGGAAUGCCGUACAAUCCGGCUGCAGCCGGUGGCCCGAUGGUACCGAAUCGCAUGCAGGGCGGUGUCCAGGGCAUGGCCGGUGGCGGUAAACCCGGAGGCGGCAACCCGCAGAUGCAGCUACCGAUACAACAGCAAAUAUGGUACAAACAGCAACAGCAGCAGCAACAACAGCAACAGCAGAUGAUGCUGCAGCGACAGCUGGCGAUGGGCGGUGGCAAUAUGCAACCCGCACCUCCGUACCAGCAACGACCUAGACCUCAGCAGCAAAUGGGCGUCGGUGGCUACGGCCAGGGUGGAAUGUUCCCCGACCAGCAGCAGUACAUGCAGCAAGGACUGAAACCAAAUCCCGGCCAGCAGGGUGGCGGAGUGGGCGUAAAUGUCCUCUCCCAACAGCUCCAGCAGGGCCCCGGUGGUCAAGUGAUGGGUCCACCAACUCCGCAGCACACGAUGCAACAGCAACUGAUGCAAACCGUGCGAUCACCGCCACCCAUUCGAUCUCCUCAACCGCAACCGUCUCCUCGGGCCGUUCCAUCUCCGAGGGCGCAACCGUCGGCAUCGCCCCGAGCUCAACCCUCACCUCACCAUUUGCCUUCCCAUUCGCCAGCGCCAGCCGGUCCCGGUGGUGAAAUGCACAACCACAUGCACCCGCACCAGUCACCGGUUGGCGUCGGUCCCGGAGGUGGCGGUGCCGGUGGCCCAGGCGAUCCCAACCAAAUGGGACCAGGUGGCGCCGGACCGGGAGGCCCCAACGAUACCAGUCCACUGACCGCACAGGAUCAGCUUUCCAAAUUCGUCGAGCAGUUGUAGUAGUAUUACGUCUACUAGCAACAGGGGCGCUAGAAAGCUCGGCAGCAGCCUUAUUACCUUUUUACCACACUCACACAACCUUAACAACACUCAUACACACAAUCAGUAACUUUGGAUAUAGGUGGCAUCGACUCCGAUCCGUAAGCCGAUCAGACAAAAAAAAACAACAAACUUUGCUAAGAUGUAAAAAUAGAAUGUGUAAAUACGAAGAAAAACCUUAAAAAAAGCCCAAAACCAGAAAGUAAGCUACAAACAAUAUAGAAAGACCAUACUAAUCGUGGAAGAGUAUGCUUAAUUUUUUAGCAGCAAAGCAAGCCGCGCAUCGGCAUCACACACAUACACAUGCACACACACACCGGUAUUUAUUUUCCUCUCCCCCUCUUUAUUAGGAAACAAACUUAAUCCAAUUGGAGACGUAGUCCUACGUCAAAGCAAAUGAAGAAUCAAAUUCUAUCACCGAAAAGUAAAAUCGCGAAAAAAAGCCUAUUAUCAUUAUUAUCACAAUGAAUAACGAGUUGACCGGGGGAGCGAUAGUUAGAGAGAGAGGAUAGAGUGGUGCGCUCUCGCGCGUGUCUAUUGUGUGUUCUGUACAGAAAUAGUUGUAGCAGCAUAGUAGUAGCAUAGCAGUGAAUGUUGACAGUGUGUGUGGUGUAUGUGCUCUGUAUACUGUGUUAUAUAGUAGGCCGCAGAGAGCGAGCGGGCGUCGUUUGUUUUACCCUCCCCGUAGUUAGGGCAUCAGCAAACCCUAUCUAUGUACACGUCGCGCACCGCAGCUGCACACCCGCUAGUAGGUUAGGUUAGGAUUUGUAAACAAAGAGCGCAGAAAGGAACACAAAUAUGAUUAGAAAAAAAUAAAAAGAAAAAAAUGAAACAAAAAAAAUCAGAAAAAAAAAACAAACACUUUUUAAUGAAGGAUAAAGAGCAAGCACUUGCACGCGCGCAUGUGUAAAUAGAAACUGUGCCGGAUUAGAGAUGCGUAAAUCAUAAGAGAUUAUUGAAUGGGGAUACUGUGCAAGAACUAAAAAGAGGGGAAACUAAAACGUCGAAAUUGAGACAUGGAAAAAACUCAUGUUGGAGAAGUGUGAAAACGCAAUUUUCGAAGUAUUGACGUUUUGUGUUCUCCGUUUUCUGUUGUGGUCCGGGUUUGAUACCAACCAAGUGGCGUGAAAAGUGAUAUUUUUCUGUUGGAAAAUGGGCGUGAGUGACGGAAGUUGACCGCUUACCCUGUUAGUGCUGUAAUUUGAUCUACUUCUCGGUGUCGAAGUCGUUUGUGUGAUGUGCUUUUAGCGUGAGGCGAGAGAUGUGAGACGUCUUGUUCUCACUUUUCACAAAAGUCAGCUCGGUUCGCUGUGCGUGCGAGAAAACUCACGUUCUACCCAAAUAGGCUCAAGUGAGAUGAGUUUUGCUUCAUUAAGACCGAGUUCAUUCACUUAGCUAUGUCUCGUCUAACUGGAGAAAGGUAUGUGAAGUCGUUUGUGUGUUGUGCCUUUAGCGUGAGGUGGGAUGUGAGACGUUUGAUCUCACCUGACAGUACCCAUCUUGGUUCAGUGAGUAACUCGAUUUGAAACGACGCUCACUUCUGUGCUUAAGUCCGCUUGUGGAAAGCUCAACUUACACCCCUUACGGGCUUAUUCUGCGAGUGCUGCGAGUAAGCUCUCGUUCCCACCAGAAUAGGCUUAAGUGAGAUGAAUUUUGCUUCAAUCGGCGAAUCACCUCAUAAAGAUCGAGAUCAGUCACUCCGUUAUGUCUCGUUUAAAUGAAGCGUGAUAUGAGACAUCUUGAUCUCACUCAAUAAGUGUUCUCGGAUCGACGUAACUCACUAACUGUUAUUUGAUUCGAAUCUAGGCUUCUCACUUAUGUAUUGAGACACACCGCUUGUGAUUCAAAUUACACACUCGGGCUUAUUCUGCGAGUACUGUGAGUAGACUCCAUAUUCGUCCCAUUCAUUCUCACAGAAUCAACUUCAGUGAGAUGAAUUUUAAAUGACUAUACAGUGACUCAGCUUUCUCUCACUUCACUAGGUCUCGUCUGACUGGAGCAAGCAAUAGGACGUCUUGGUCUCAUUUGACAAAGCUUCUCGGAUCGAAGAAGAAUCUAGUUUUCUCACUUCUGUAUUUAAGACAGACGACCUGUGGUAAAUGUGCUCAUUCUACGAAUGCAGUCACUACGCAGCUCAACUUGUAUAUGGUGGUGAAAACUCUCGACCCGAAUGUUUUGAUUUUCACGCCGAGUCACCUUCACCUCAUUCAAGUCGAGGCUUCUCACCUCGAUAUAUACGGAACGAGCUACGUCACGUCAUUACACGCUUAGAAUGAGCACAAAAUUCGACUUACACCUUGGGUGAACCCAAGUGCUGUGAGAAAAAUUGUCUUUUUCUCACAAAAAAAAGUGAGAUAUAAGAUAUAUUUCAAUAGGAUUCACUUUGUAACAGAUCUCAUUUAAAUCGAGUGAGAAGUGAGUGAAUUUGCUAUGACUCGAAUAUCGAUGUUAUAAAUCUCGACUGAGACAACUUUCCAUUUGCUUUAGACGGCGAGUCAUCGCAUUCGAGUCGAAAAUUUACACCACGGAGUCUGGCAAAGCCACCUCACUCCACUCGUAGAAUGAGCACAAUAAACGUCUCAUUCGAUUCGUUUCACCUCUCCCGCCUCACAGAAUAUACCUAAUUUUGCUGUUCGAACGCAGCCAAGGCUAAUCGAAUGAGAUUACAAAUAUUUGUGCUCAUUCUGCGAAUGGAGUGACGUGACAAAAGUCGGAGUCGUUUAUCGAGGCGAGAACUUUAUUCGAGUCGAGAUUUCUCAUCUAGAUGUACGGCUCCGACUUUUGUCAUGUCACUUCACUCGCAGAAUGAGCACAAUUGACAUCCCGUUUGUUGUGAGUCACCACUUGAUUCGAUGCACGCAGUAUACUUACCGGUGAGAGCAUAAUUGUGCUCAUUCUGCGAAUGGAGUGACGUGAGAAAAGUCGGAGUCGUAUAUCGAGGUGAGAAAUCUCGACUCGAAUGAGGUGACUCUCCAUUUGAUUUACACGGCGAGUCACUUCAUUCGAGAGUGGAUUCCUCAUCUCGAUAUACGACUCCGACUUUUCUCACGUCACUCCAUUCGCAGAAUGAGCACAAAUGCGUCCAACAGAUGUGCUCAUUCUGCGAAUGGAGUGACGUGACAUUUCACUCCAUUCGCAGAAUGAGCACAAGAGUUUGUUCUACGAGUGGAGUGACGACGGAGGUGAAAAAUCUCGACUCGACUGAGGUAACUCCAUAUGAAAUACACGGCAAGUCGCUUCAAUCGAGUUCAGAUUUCUCACCUUGAUUUACGAGUCGAGCUCCGCCAUGUCGCUGCACUCGUAGAAUGAGCACAAAUGCCAUGCCUACUACCACUGGUCACUGGUCAGCGACCUAAGAGAAUGUAAACAACUAACUUGGUUGGCAUAGGUUCACAAACAGUAACGUACGAGGCUACCCAAGUAACAUUUUGUAGUCAUAUAGCCUAGAAGAGGGUCUUAUAACCAUCAUAACUAGAUUGAGUUUAAAUAAGGGCGAAAUGAUCGAUUUCUCUUCAUCGAAUCUCUCUUCUGCAAAUUAAAGUGACAAUAUGCAAAUUCAAUCGAACUUUUUUACACUUAGACGCUAGAUUGCAUCAUCCCCUAGCGAUUUAUGACCAAAAAGUGCAACCAUACUUGCAUCUUGUCACUUUAAUUUGAGGAAGAGAGAGUCGAUGAAGAGAACUCGCUCAUGUUACUUUCGCCCUUAUUUAAACUCAAUCUAGAAAAAUGUAUUAGGUUUUAUGACGGUUUUCAAAACCUCUACAAGACUAAUAGGCAAUCAAAAUAUUUCUUGGGUAGGUUCAGAUCUGGUUACACUGAGCAUCUUGAUGUACAACAUCCCAACUGAUAAUUGAAGAUAGCAGUUGUGCUGAUUCUACAAAUGGAGUGACGUGACGCAGCUCAACUCUCAUAUAUCAUGGUGAGAAAUCUCGACUCGAAUGAGGUGAUUUACCGUGCAAAUCAAAUGGAGAGUCACCUAAUUCGAGUCGAGAUUUCUCACCUCGAUAUUCGAGUCGAGUUGCGUCACGUCACUCCAUUCGUGGAAUGAGCAUAAGUGUUAACGAGGCUGAAUAGCAGCUACAAUUCGAGCGCAGUAGUUCCCAAUCUUUAACCAAUUUCAGCAGAACCAACACCUACAAACACUCACAAACGCGUGCAGAUCCCGCCUACAUAAGUUUACUAUUCAACAAAUAUCUCAACUGAAACGAAACGUAACGAUCCGAUAAAACCGGAGAAUAUGCAUGUAUAAUAUUCGAAGAAAAUGGCUGUGUUCUGAUUGUGUUUUAGCGGCGCCGCUGUGCGUUGUUGUGUUUGUGCUGUGUCGAUCCGCAGCCUGUGCUCUGAAUAAGUCAGUCGAUUCUCCGUCACCCCCUGCCUGUAGAAUACAAACUGUAAGAAAAAAAAAGAUGAUAACGUGCGCAAUCAGAAGCAUAUAUAUAUAUAUAUGUGUGUGUGUAAAUAGCUUAAGCCCCUAUCACACUACCUUUGUUCAAUGUCAAAAACUGUUCAAUUCACCAAAUCUUCCUUGUUAUUUGUAAAGCAAACUAUUGGAAAUUUAUUAUUAGUUUUUUUUUGUGUUGCCCAAUCAGUUAAUAUUGAUAGUUUAGUUUAAUUGAUUUUCUUUCGUUUCAGCGAAAAAGGAAAUUCGUAAGAUCUCUCUCUUAGUUUGUCGAGAAAAAACGUACACUGAAACAAACUGGAAAGUUUAUUUCGUGGGAUAAGUAGCAUAAUUAUCUCUCUCUCUAGCUAUUGGAGGAGGUGAAAUUCUUACGCGAGUGUUUCCGCCAGAAUCUCAAUCUGUUAGGUUCGAGAUUGGACCGUGAGCCGAGCGACUCCGGAAGCGGGGAAGUGGCUUUCUCCGACGGAACGUUCAGCUCCACAUCCAAACAAACAAACACACACACACAUGGGUUGAUGGUUGUGUGUCGGUCUCUCAAAGAGACGUUCAGUUACAGCCAUCGCUUACUUGUCGUAUCGGCUCAUUUGAAUCGAGCCGAUCGAAAGCAAGCUGGUGUUCUUCGUCAAGUAUUAAUAUAUUUAAUUAGUUUUAGUUGGUUCUUUCCCGCCCCCGGAAUGCUUUAUAAUAGUGAACAGGAAGGUGGUCGUGAGAUGGAGGGAAAAACUCGGGGUUCAGCCCCGUCCACACUGGCGCGCCCUCCAACCCAGUGUGAUCGCGGUGGUGCAAAUACACACACACUCACAUAAAUAUUCUAAGAAUAUGCUUGAGCGACAGUAGAAACAAGAGACGCAAUUUUACUCCACACUGAGCGAAAUCGUUAUUUUAAAUUACCAGGAGUAGUUAAUCAAUUGUGUGUGUUCGCUAAGUGUGAUGAACCAGCGGAAUCGAGCCCGAUGCGAGAUAUUUUUUAAUGAAGUUUGAUCAAACAUUGUAUAAAGAAUUAGCCUAAGGCCCUAAAACUAAGCAUUAAAUGGAAACUGAGUAAAAAGAAACACAGUUACUAAGAAAACGGUUCAUGUUUUGUCUUUAAUUUAUUCUAGAUUUUUAAGGCCAAUCCAGCAUAAGUGUCUGUAUAAAACCAGAGAAAUGAAACACAUACCCACACACCCAUCUUAAAUACAACAACUAUUAUACGACUUAAUGUGUAAGUAACUUUGAUAAAAACAAAACAAAUUAAAUGAACAGCAACUAGUGCUUGCGAGUUCAGCUUUGUACUGGUGUUUCAAUCAUUACCGGGCGCGUGAGAGAUCGAUGCAAAAGUUUUAAGGGGAAAUUAUACUGGCUAAGAAAGAACUCUCCCUCACUCAUACAAAUAACAAGAAUAUAACAACAACAACAAAACGCAUCGUGGAAACAAACCAUUCUCUCAUGCACUCGACACUCACUCAUGCAUACACACAUUCAGAUAGACAACGCACGUUCGUUGAUAGGCAAGCAAAACAUGGUUAGGAAAUGGCAAACAGCAAAAGAAAAUCAACACACCUUUUGUUUGAGUGUAGUAAAAUAGAAUAAUGUGAAUAAGAGAAAGCAAACUGCGCAAUGUAUCUUAUUUUAAUUGUAAAACUGGGCAAGAUUGCGGAUUACGUAAGUGCGCGUAGAUUGAUGAGAGCGAAAUGCGAGAGCGAGUUACACAAUUUACAAAAAAAAAAGAGAAAAUGUAGCAGAAAGAGAGUAAGAUGGAUGGGACAACCCAACAUGGAGAGCGUUUAGUAAUUUAAACAGAGGAAAAAAAAUGAAAUGAGUAAAAGAAACUAGGCAACAUACUAUUAUUAAUUAUUAUCAUUAUUAUUAUUAUAAUUAUUAGCAUGGAUAAAUGCAAGCAUAUAAUUCAUUAUUGCUAAUGGGGAACGACGACGACGAAGAAGAGGAAAAAGGGAAACCAGAAAACCCGAAAAUAGUAAGCAAAAUCCAAAAGGAAAAACAAAACUAUAUUUGAAUGUAUAAAGUAAUGAAAUACAAGAAAAUCUAUUGAAAAUAAAAAAAUAAUUAUAUAAAA
This is a messenger RNA of Aedes albopictus (Asian tiger mosquito), 13308 nucleotides long. It is a transcript of the gene nej, whose product is annotated as CREB-binding protein. Gene Ontology annotation, molecular function: histone acetyltransferase activity; protein binding; chromatin DNA binding. NCBI's taxonomy places the organism in Eukaryota, Metazoa, Arthropoda, Insecta, Diptera, Culicidae. The transcript has 13 exons. The record is from RefSeq and is a predicted model, not a curated record. Gene Ontology annotation, biological process: positive regulation of transcription by RNA polymerase II. Gene Ontology annotation, cellular component: nucleus; transcription regulator complex; histone acetyltransferase complex. The coding region runs from base 11 to 6814 and encodes 2267 amino acids.